This is a messenger RNA of Amorphotheca resinae ATCC 22711, 1262 nucleotides long. RefSeq lists its product as hypothetical. Bases 97 to 990 code for a protein of 297 amino acids. Gene Ontology annotation, cellular component: transcription factor TFIIE complex. Gene Ontology annotation, biological process: transcription initiation at RNA polymerase II promoter. Lineage: Eukaryota; Fungi; Ascomycota; Leotiomycetes; Helotiales; Amorphothecaceae. The record is from RefSeq and is a predicted model, not a curated record. The transcript has a single exon.
CCUGAAUUAAAUCAACUCUCUACAUAGUCCAGGCUGCACCAGAGUCUGAGCAGCAUAACACAUCCCUUUGAUCAUACACCUUCGGCGGGGUUCAACAUGUCAUCCUACCUCGAAAAGCAACAAGAGGCGUUCAAGAGCAAUGUCAUAUCAGCUGCUCCCAAAGUCUCCAACAAACGAACCUUCGCUGCGCCCGCUACCUCUGUGCCUUCUCCAGCGCCAUCCACGGCUUCGAACACAUCGAAACCCGAGAAUAAAGAUGCCAAACGGAAGAGAGAGCCCCAAAAUGUCGUCUACUCGCAACCUGCCGCGACAGGCUAUGGAACAGAAGCAUUCACACAGGUCACCUAUGUCAUCGAAUUCUUGAAGAAGAAAGAUGAGCCCAAGAGCUUCCGAGAUAUUUUGGAAUAUUUAAGCCAGGUACACGUAGAUGAGGCAAAGAAGAGGCUCAUCAUUUCAAUCCUCAAGAAGCACGACAGAGUCAGAUGGAUUCCAGACCCGCAGUCGAAGGCAUGGGACUCGGGCACGUUCAUGCACCGACCUAUCAUCAAUGUUCGCACAAAGGAUGACCUGAUAGCAUAUCUACAGAACAAGCCCGAUGCACAAGGAGUCUCCGUCAAAGAUCUGAAGGAUGGGUGGCCAGAUUGUGAAGAGGCGAUCAAUGAGUUGGAGGCCGAGCACAAGAUCCUAGUUACAAGGACAAAGAAGGACAAUCAUGCAAGGAUGGUAUGGAGCAACGAUCCUUCUCUUGUCCACAAGAUCGAUCCCGAAUUCCAAGUUAUGUGGCGCCAGACAGAAUUGCCAAGUGUCGAUGACCUUGUCCGAAAACUACAAGAGGCCGGCCAGAAACCCGCGAGCGAAGACCCAAGUAAGCGUGUCAAGCCUCCUCCAAAGCCGAAGGAGAAGAAGAAGAAGGCCCCGAGAAAGGGUGGACGGACCACGAAUACUCAUAUGGAACACCUCCUCAAGGAUUAUUCACACUUGAAACGUUAAGGCUCGAUCUGGACAAUAUCGAGGGUUUGUGAACAGCAGUCACAUUGCAAGGGUUUCUGAGAUGGCGUUUGAGAAAAGGACCCGGUAUGAUCAUUUAGCGAUGGCGUUUGGAUUGGCGGGUCUCAACAGCGUGAUGAACAUCACUCUUCAAUAAGAACCUGGAAUGGCGAAAGCAACAAGCUAUAAAGUGGGUUCAGGGAGUUUUGAUUGCCUGCGGCGGAGCUUUUCAAUAUAUGUAUUCUAUCCUACCUGGAAUCCAUACACACGUUACC